Messenger RNA from Solanum stenotomum, 1665 nucleotides. RefSeq lists its product as uncharacterized. Lineage: Eukaryota; Viridiplantae; Streptophyta; Magnoliopsida; Solanales; Solanaceae. Gene Ontology annotation, cellular component: membrane. The transcript is spliced from 10 exons. Bases 1 to 1593 code for a protein of 530 amino acids. The record is from RefSeq and is a predicted model, not a curated record.
AUGGAGUUUACGCAUAGGAGGAAAGUGGCUAUAUCCUUGCUAUUAUCUGCCCUCCUCUUUGCCUUUAACUUCACUAAUCUUGAAGGAUUAUCAGUCAGGCCACCAGAAAGAAGAUUAGUUGAAUUAGAUUGUGCUUCAGAAGCCAAGCAAUCAGAUGAUACAGUGAGAAUAAAUCCUUUGGACAAUUUCAAGAAAUACAAAGGAGGAUUUGACAUUACAAAUAAACACUAUUGGAGUUCCACAAUUUUUACAGGUAUAUAUGGCUAUGUCAUUGCAGUGAUAUGGCUGUUGUGUGGCUUAGGAUAUGGAGUAUUUCUUCUAGCCUCUACCUGCUGCUCUAAAAGGAAAAACAGAGAGUUUAAGAAGAAAUCAACUUGUUAUAAACAAUGUUAUCUCUGGCUGACCUUCUCAGCUAUUUUCUUGACAAUUUUAGCUAUAACAGCUACAGGCCUGGCACUAGGAGGGAAUGCAAAACUUCGUUCAAGAACAAAUACAGUUGUGGACAUUGUCGUUGAUACAGCAGAGGAGGCAUCGGAGACUAUAUACACUACUACUGGAUCCCUGAGAGCGAUGUACACUGACUUAGCACAUACUGAUAUACGUCAUGAGGCUGCUCGUUUCCUCAUUCCCACCUCUAGAAGUCUUGACAGACAGGCUGCUGAUAUACAUAGGGAAGCCACCGAAAACAGGCGUUUAAUCAUGAAAGGCCUUGACAUAUUGUAUAUAGUAACUACAUUGAUCAUUUCACUCAACUUGGUUGCUGUAAUUGCCCUAACAGUAUUUGGAAUCCUCAAAUUCAGAAGAACUUUUCGCCUGCUGAUUGCAGUGUGUUGGAUCUUUACAAUCCUGUGCUGGUUAUUUUUCGGGAUUUAUUUCUUUCUAGACAACUUUGCUGGAGACGCAUGCACAGCUCUAGAAAGUUUCGAGAUAAAUCCCUACAACAAUAGCUUGAGUUCAAUCCUCCCCUGUAAUGAAUUACUCACUGCAGAAUCAAUCCUAUAUGAAGUCAGUGAAGGGAUUCAUCGAGUAGUGAACAGGGUAAAUCGCGAACUAUCUACAAAUUAUGGAAAUGUUGCACAAAUCUGCAACCCAUUCUCCGGUCCACCUGACUAUAACUAUGAGCCUGAUGAGAACUGUCCAUCUAGCGCAAUCAGGAUAGGAGACCUCCCUCGGAUAAUCAAGAUGCUGACUUGCACGAAUGAAAACUGCAUAGGAGGAGUCUUGAUUCCGCUUAGGGAUUUCAAUAACAUCGAGGCAUAUACAACUGCUCUCAAAAGGAUACUGGAUGUGUACCCUGGAAUGGAAAGCCUAGCAGAAUGCGACACAGUGUAUGAUUCGUUCUCUGAUAUCCUUGACUACCACUGCAAACCAUUAAAGAAAAACGCGCAUAUGACAUGGGGAGGACUCGUUUUCCUGUCAACAGUAAUGGUUGCGUUAGUCCUCGUGUGGACAUUUGAAGCACACCAUGAACAAAAUCAUCAUCACAACCUCGAUUGUUCUAUCAAGCCUCAUUCUUCUGCAACAGUAGAUAUGAUAGAAUUAGGCAAAGUUAAAGAAGCCGAGGUUGAUACUAAUCCUAGUUCAAUAACCUAAAUGACAUCUGAUUAGGUGUUAGCUUAGAGAAUUAUACAGAUUUAACAGAUUGUAGGGAUUAGAAGAGUAUAU